UAAUACAAUCAGCAGCCGCAGGUUAGAUCUAAAAUUAGCCGUACAUCUCGGCUCCCCAGCGGGUUCAAGUUCAGUUCCCUUGACUUGCAUUCGCCCACGGAGAUCCCACGCCCACCCGCAUUAUCUCGGGUGGCGAAAUCCGGACUCGCAGAACUCACGUGUGCCCACGCACAUUCUUAGUAUCACGUAGGCCGCUGGCCACUGGAAAAAAUGAGGGUUUGUUGGGCGAUUGCCGAAUUGCAUUGAGAACAGACAAAAAACGAUCGGAGAUUGCCUAAAAAGCGACAAAGUUUAAUGAACGUUGCGAGGGUCAACGGUGCGUAUACUUCAUUAGCGAUUAACGAAGGGAGGUGCCGAGAAAAUGGGCGAGAAAAGGAAUGAAAGGAGACCGCAAAUGACCCAAGGAAGGGGGCGGGGAAGGAGGAAAACCCGUGGAGGUCGCGUGGCUAAUCGACUCGGCCAUAUGUUAGCGUGGAUUAUGGCCCGCUAACUGGUUUCUGAUAUUUAUUGCCAUGCAUCCCCAUUUGCAUGCUGCCCUUAGAAGGCCAGCCAACCCAUCACCCCCUUUCAACACUGAGUUUGUCCCGCAGGAAGCUUUUCAUUUCCGUUGCUGUCGGAAUUUUUACAAUCUAUGAGUGUCCAAUGCAAAGCAGGAGGAAUUCCCAUUAAAAGCAGGCAAUAGGUGCAAAUUACAAGACAAAAAAAACAAAGAAUUACCAAAAAAAAUAAGCGGAAGUGCAGCUAAAUAAAAUGCUGAAAAUGGUUAAAUGAUUCUCACACAGGAAAUAGAAUUCUGCGGACGUCGCGGUAAUUCUUUAUUUAUUUUUUUAACCAAAAAACUAACAUGAAUUACGGCUAAAAGGAGAAUUGAACUUCCUAGGAUUUUAAAUAAGGCGCCUUUAGGAGGCGCCACCUAUACGAAAAGCCUAAAAGUAUGCUAAGCUAAAAGCCACAAAGCGCCAGCUGGCGGAAUAAAAGGAAACUUGUCAAGAGUAUUUGCUCAUAAAUGCGUUACAUAAAAAAACCGAUUUCCUAACGCCUUUUGCCGGUAGUCGGAGCACAAAACCGAGAAAGAAAAUCAAAAAUAAGUUAAAGAAUCCAAACUAGCUUAAAAACAAAUGCAAAUAUUGUGAAAAAUGUUCGUUUCAAACCUAAUAUCCGUUUGUCUCGUGAAAAUCUCCGACGCUGACGACUGAAGAAACCGUAAAAACAGUCCUUUGGAAUUCCAAUAAGAAACGUGCGUAAAUGUUUCGGCGUUUUUGUUUUGAUUCUUAUCAGACUGCGAAACAGACAGCAAAGCAUGUGGGGCGAUGAACAACCGACUACAAAACAAAAUGGAAAGAGCGGAAAAGAGCAUUGCGCGCGCUCCAAUAAGAGCGCCCUCUCUCGGUUUCGGUUCUCUUCUCCCCAAUUGGAGCUUUCGUUUCGGUUUCGGUUUCGUUUUGGAUUUCAUUCGUAAGCGAGCGCUUUCUUCGAACGGACGUCUCCAAGAACGCCCCGCAUGCCACGCCCCCACUCGAAAGGCUCUUGGCAAAAACUCGCGACUGCAUUGAAAACAAAUAGCAAUAUCAAGAGCAAAACACUGAUCAGAUAUUGAUGGGAUUCGAGAUCGAGUUGGAGAUUACUGCCCGUUGCAUUCCAAUCGGAAAUCCACUUCCAUUCCGCUUCGAAAUCGCGCGCGUUUUCCGCCGCGCCGAUCGUUAAAAAUUCAUUAAGGCUUGUUAAUCGCCGCCAAUAAUACAAAUAAUACAAAUAAUCCGAGUAAUCGCAUUGAUUGCCCAUAAUUGAUACUCGCCGUGUGUGUGAGAGAGUGAGUGCCUGUGUGUGAGUGCGAUCGCAUCCGCCGGUAAAUGUGCGCGAAAAGGGAAACGGAUCUGGAUCUUCCGCAGACUUGAUGCCGACGUAGCUGAAGAUAUAUCUCCAGUCCCGCAGCUGGACUCGAAAUGUCACGACGCAAACAGUCCAACCCCAAGCCGUUGAAUAAAGGUGAUUGUUCCGAUACCACAGAAGAGAUGACCGUCGACAGCAGAGAUUCCAAAGAUCUGGCCGCUCAGGAAAUGGGCGAAGAAAAGCAGCAGCAAAUGGAGGAUCAACUAGAGGAUCAGAUGGAGGAUUCCAGAGACCCCCAGGAGAACAACAAUAACAAUAUUGACGACGACGAUGAAGAUGGUGCCUUUGAGCAGCCAGAAGAGACUAAUCCCGAGCAGGAUCUGGACUUGGGAGAGACGGAGAUGGAGCAGGACCACGAUCUUCAGCCGGAGGAGCAGAUUGAACUGCCUGCCAACAGUCCCAGCACUCCGCCCAGGAGUCCCAGCUCUCCGCAGCUGAUUCCCAAACUGGAACAGCCCGCCACGCCGCCCUCGGAGGCGGAACCCUCUCCGUGUCCCUCGCCCUGUCCCCCCACGCCCACGCCCAAGUUCCCCAAGGUGCGUCUGAAUGCACUCCUCGCCUCGGAUCCUGCUCUCAAGCCGGAUGCCAAGGAGCUGACGCUGCCGGACUCACGGCUGCUGGCUCCUCCGCCGCUCGUCAAGCCGGAGACCCAAGCCCAACCGGAGGAACCCCAUCUAAAGCCAGCCAGAUUCAUGUGCCUGCCCUGCGGAAUCGCCUUCAGUUCGCCCUCAACGCUAGAAGCCCAUCAGGCCUACUAUUGCUCUCAUAGGAUUAAGGACACGGACGAGGCGGGCAGUGAUAAAUCUGGAGCAGGAGGAUCUGCAGCCACGACUGGCGAAGUGGGUUUAUCCGGAGGCUCUGGCGAGCCACCAGCCAAAAUCGCCAGGACAGGAAAGCAAUACGGCUGCUCCCAGUGCUCCUACAGUGCGGACAAGAAGGUGUCCCUAAAUCGCCACAUGCGGAUGCACCAGACCUCGCCGGCGGCUCCCACACUGGCCAGUUUGCCAAGUCUCCUCCAGAAUGGAAUACCACCGCCGGGUGUUACGCCAAGUUCACUGGAGGAUAGCUCUAGUCAACAGCAAACAGAUCGCUACUGCAGCCACUGUGAUAUCCGGUUCAACAACAUCAAGACCUAUCGGGCGCACAAGCAGCACUACUGCAGUUCCCGGCGACCGGAGGGACAGCUCACACCCAAACCAGAUGCAUCUCCGGGCGCGGGGUCAGGAGGACCCGGUUCCUCUGGACCCGGAGGCUCUGGAGGAGUGUCUGCCCAGGCAGCUGCGCCCGGAAAGCUCAGUCCGCAGGCCAGGAACAAGACCCCAACUCCGGCGAUGGUCGCUGUGGCGGCUGCAGCGGCGGCGGCAGCUGCCUCCCUCCAGGCCACGCCCCAUUCGCACCCACCCUUCCUGGCACUGCCCACGCACCCGAUCAUCAUUGUGCCCUGCUCGCUAAUUCGUGCGGCCAGCUUUAUUCCAGGACCACUGCCCACUCCAAACUCGGGAAUUGUGAAUCCAGAGACCACCUGCUUCACCGUGGACAAUGGAACGAUCAAGCCCCUGGCCACUGCCCUCAUCGGCGCUUCUCUGGAGCCCGAACGUCCCUCAGCUCCCUCUUCGGCUGCUGAGGCCACAGAGCCCAAGAGCAGUCCACCGGAACCCAAACGAAAGGAGGCAGGAGGAAGUCGCGAAUCUGCGCCUUUGGAUCUCUCGCUGCGUCGAUCGCCCAUCUCCCUGAAUUCCCUGAGCUUGCGACAGCGCCAACUGCGCAAUGCACUGCUCGAUGUGGAGGAAGUCCUUCUCGCCGGCGGAGGAGGAAGUGUCAAGGACAACGCAGAGACUCCGCGAGGAGGCGGAAGUGUGACGCCCGAGCAGAUUGUGUGCGCCCCCUCCCUGCCGAGCAGUCCUUCGAUGAGUCCCUCGCCCAAGCGACGAGCCAUUAGUCCACGCAGUUCUGGGGCUGGCAGUGCCUCCUCCAUGUCGCCACCUGGUCUCAAUGUGGCUGUGCCCCACAUGCUCGACAUGCGCUCCAUGCUGCCGGCGGACUUUGGCCUCUCCGAAUCGCUGUUGGCCAAAACCAAUCCGGAACUGGCUCUCAAACUGGCGGCAGCAGCUGCCGCGGCUGCUGUCGCGGGCAGCAGUGGGGCAGCAGCCUUUCCGCCAUCACCCCUUCCUGCCCAGACAAGUGGCGGAAAUCCUGGCGGCGGAGGAGCUGCAGGUGGCGCCCAGCAGCCGCAAAUCUACGUGAAGAAGGGCGUGUCCAAGUGCAUGGAGUGCAAUAUUGUGUUUUGCAAGUACGAGAACUAUUUGGCCCACAAGCAGCAUUAUUGCUCGGCUCGGAGUCAGGAGGGAACGGGUGAAGUGGAUGUCAAGUCGGCCGUUUCACCAUCCAAUCCAGGAGCUGGAGGACUGGGAGCUGGCGGGUCAGAGGCAGCUUCGUCGGUCGAAACCACUCCGGUGGCCUACCAACAACUGAUCUGUGCCGCCUGUGGCAUCAAGUAUACCUCCCUGGACAACCUGCGGGCCCAUCAGAACUACUACUGUCCCAAGGGAGGAGCAGCUGCUGCCACCGCCGCUACGCCCUCAGAUCCUGGGCAACUGGCCCUGGUGAAGGAAAAGUGCGGAAAGUGCAAGACCCUGCACGAGAUUGGGCUACCUUGUCCACCGCCUGUCACAAAUCCCCUCGCAGCACCCACCACCAACUCCCAGCCCGCCUCCAAUAGCCUGAACAAGUGUCCUGUGUGCGGAGUAGUCAGUCCCACGGCGGCGCUGGCCAAGAAGCACAUGGAGAUGCACGGCACGGUGAAGGCCUACCGCUGCAGCAUCUGCCAGUACAAGGGGAACACCCUUCGCGGCAUGCGCACCCACAUUCGCACCCAUUUCGACAAGAAGACCAGCGAUGUGAACGAGGAGCACUACAUGACCUGCAUCUUCGAGGAGGAGGGUUCCACACUGACCCAAGAGCUGUCUCCUGCAGCUGGAGCAUCUGCAACAGUUGCCCACGAUUCCAUGGAUCAUCCCUCACAGAUGUUUAACUGCGAUUACUGCAACUAUGCCUCCACCUACAAGGGCAAUGUGCUGCGUCACAUGAAGCUGAUGCAUCCGCAUGUGGCCAUCAACUCACCUUCGAUUUCCCCCGACACCAGAGAUCAGGAUGCGACCUCGAACCCCACUCCCAACCUACACUCGAAUUCCGAUGGUUCAAAUGGUGAGGCAGCCAGCUUCCACAUCAAGUCGGAGCCCCUGGAUCCUCCGCCAACGCUGAGCCUGGUGCACGAGAACAACAACUCCCCGAUUUCAACGCCCCACAUCAAGGCUGAGCCCAUGGAGAUCGGUACGGAUGUGACGCCUGGUGGGCUGGUUCCACCGAUGGCUUCUCCUCUGGGAAACAGCAGCGUGGCCGCCGCAGCAGCUGCCGUUGCCGCCGCCGAGGUGAUGAAGAAGUACUGUUCUACCUGCGACAUAUCCUUCAACUACGUGAAGACAUACCUGGCCCACAAGCAGUUCUACUGCAAGAACAAGCCGAUUCGCCCAGAGGCUAGCGAUAGCCCCAGUCCGAAUCACCUGGGCGGGGGCGUGGCCGUGGGCUUGGGCAUCGGCGGAAUCGUGGCUGGACAUGGCCAGCAGAAGAACAAGGAGAACCUGCAGGAGGCGGCCAUUUGAGAGAGCCAGCUGCGGUGGGAGGCGCAGCGCAAGCAGCUGGAAUGGUAUUACACCUGCUUCUGAGCGGCGGCGACCGAACCUAAUCGAAUCCUAAGCGUAGUCUCCUCCUUCAACGUGUAAACAAUACAAUUCGCAACCUGUAAUGGACGACAGUAUUCCCGGAGAAUCUCCCUGUCGCUGCCCUCCACUUCCAAACGCCACUUGGGGACUGACUCCAUCGACUUACCGAUCGAUAGCAGUAUAUAUAUACAACGUACACGCAUAUAUAGUAUACCUAAAGACAUAAAUAUAUAGAUUACCUAGAUAUAUGUAGGACGCAAACCCAUGAAGUGGGAACCAUGACAUAUAAUGCAUGCCAAAGCUUACCACUUAGACAGAAACUAAAUCGAGGGCAAGAAACUACAAGUUUGCAAUGGAUGGCGGAGAAGAAGGAGGCGAAGUAUUCCUAUGUAGAUCCAAUAUUAUUAUGUAAAUGGCUCGCUGUUCCACGUAAAAGCGAGCGAUUCCAACUGUGUAAUUUAACUGACUACAUUAUUUAUUAAGUGUGUGCGACAAUAAAAGUAAUUAAUUUAUUCAACAAAA
Messenger RNA from Drosophila suzukii, 6131 nucleotides. The record is from RefSeq and is a predicted model, not a curated record. NCBI's taxonomy places the organism in Eukaryota, Metazoa, Arthropoda, Insecta, Diptera, Drosophilidae.